This is a messenger RNA of Chaetomium strumarium, 1125 nucleotides long. RefSeq lists its product as uncharacterized. Lineage: Eukaryota; Fungi; Ascomycota; Sordariomycetes; Sordariales; Chaetomiaceae. Bases 1 to 1125 code for a protein of 374 amino acids. The transcript is spliced from 2 exons. The record is from RefSeq and is a predicted model, not a curated record.
AUGAGGUUCUCUUCCGCCAUCUUCGCCGCGGCGGCGGCAUUCCUAGUCCCCGGCUCGCUGGCCGCCGACCCCAACAACUGCAACACCAAAGACAAGGCGCGCAACGGGGCCGACUUCGUGCUGGUCGAGCAGGCCGACAGCGCGCACGUAGCCUCCCUCUCCAAGGUGCUCAAGCGGGUCAACGUGUCGGACGUGUUCCGGGACGGCAACCACAAGAUGACGACCGACUCGGCGGGGCGCAAGCGUUGGCAGCAGACGGCCGACUUCAACGACAUGGAUACGGCCAAGUGGAUCCCGCAGGGCAUCUCGUCGACGGCCGACGCGGCCGCGGGCGGGACGUACGAGGGGAAGGACGGGUGGCUCGUCAGCUGGCACCGCGACGACGACAAGAGCGUGCGCGUGACCUUUGUGGACCGGGCCAACGACAAGUACCGCCACGCGCUGCUGGUGUAUCCGCACGCGGCGGAUAAUUUCAGGGAAGUCCCGAUCCAUGCCGGCGGUAUUGCGUGGUACGGCGACAAGCUGUAUGUCGUGGACACCAGCAAGGGCAUCCGCGUGUUUGAUCUGGCCAACAUCUGGCAGGUCGGGUCGGGGGACGCUGUCGGCAAGACUGGGAGCAAGUACUCGGCGGCGGGCUACAAAUACGUGAUUCCGCAGAUCAGAUGGUACAAAUGGACCUCCACCUUCCCCUUCCGCUUCUCGUGGAUCUCCCUCGACCGCACCACCACGCCCAACCAGCUCCUAGUGGGCGAGUACCAGACCGACACGACCGCCAAACCGGUGCGCAUGGCCAAGUUCGACCUAGACUCCAAGACGGGCCGGCUCAAGACGGAAGGGAAGACGGCCAAAGCCGCGUGGGCGUACUGCGUGGGCAUCGAGCAGAUGCAGGGCGCCGUGUCGGCGAACGGCAAGAUCUACAUCUCGCGCAGCCAGGGCGCCAAAGCCGGCGACAUGUUUGGCUGGGUCCCCGGCAAGGCUGCCUACAAGAACGCCGGCUUCUUCCCGCGCAGCCCGGAGGAUCUGAGCUACGAUAAGAGGCGGGGCGGGAGGGUGUAUGGCCUCACCGAGCAUGCCGGGCAGCGGUAUGUUAUUGACUCGGCCGCGAGCAAGGUCAAGUUCUCGUGA